Chlamydomonas reinhardtii is the source of this 3592-nucleotide messenger RNA. RefSeq lists its product as uncharacterized. The record is from RefSeq and is a predicted model, not a curated record. Bases 259 to 1737 code for a protein of 492 amino acids. The transcript has a single exon. Lineage: Eukaryota; Viridiplantae; Chlorophyta; Chlorophyceae; Chlamydomonadales; Chlamydomonadaceae.
CCGAAGCUGGACGCGCACCCAGCGUCGCCCCGGCCGCAAGCCAUCGGGGAACUUGAAGCCGAGGUGACUUCGCCAUUCAAAACUGCGCCCAAAGGACUGGGUUCGCGCUUCACGGGAUGGAUUAAGAACAAACUCGCGCCGGGCGGCCACGACGACGCUCCCUCGUUUACCCGCUGCACCAAAUCGUGUGUACUGCCUACUCGCCGUCGGGCUUCCUUCGCCACCGUCAACCUGGAUUUUGGCGGUGCGCUCGGCGGCAUGGGCGGUGUCGCAGUCGCGCCCUACAGCCUCGGCGGAGCCGUCCAAGCCAAUGGCCACCUAAGUUAUGGCCAGGUGCCUCUGGGCGUGCCGUCGCUGGGGGGCCACUGCAACAGCUCUGGCGGCGUGCCCUUGCUAAGCGGCGGUGCAUCCACGCCGUCUUCGGCCGCCGGCGGCCGCGGCUGGGCACCCAUGUCGCGCCGCGCCAGUUUCGUAACUUCAAUCAUAAUGCGUUCUUCAGCCAGCAACCAGGUGCAUUCGCAGCCGGGCGGGUGCGGCGACGGCGAUGGGGACGGGGAUGGUGUGCUGCUGAACACGGAUGAGAACGGGGUGGCGGUGAGAGGGCCGGGGCUGGCGGCACCGACGGCGUCAGGUCACCUCAGUGGCGUGCUGGGGUCAGGCCAUGCCGGUCCGAUCGCGCCGCUGCAUGUCGCGCCCGCCAGCGCACUGCCUUCACAGCGCUUCUCUCGGCGUCGCUCGUCCCUAGACGAAAGGCGCCCAGCCGCCACCGCCGUCGCUGCGAGCGGCAGCAGCAGGGGGCUUGUGCCCUCCGGUCCGCGGCGCGCCAGCCUGGACCUCCAGCGGUCGCCGCCCAUGGCUCUGUCCACAACGACAGGAGCCGGACCUAACGCGGCACUGCCUGCAGUAAUCAGGGCAGAGGUGGCGGCGGCGGUGCCUGAUGAGUUGGCGGAGGUGCAGCGGCACUUCCUGCCGUCAGUGAACGCUGCCCAGGGCCAACAGCCGCCACAGCAGCAGCGGCAUUCCACAGGCUACUGGCCAUGCUUUGCAAGCGAGCAGCAGGUGUGGAUAAAGCGCGACGGCAGCGGCGGCGCCGACCCCGCGCCCGCAACCUUCAGCCAGGCCGGCCCAGUUUCAGCUUCAGGGACCGGUGGCGUGGCGGGUGCGCGCGCUGGUGCGUCGGCCUCUGACGCACAUGCCUUUUACUCGGGCACGGGCUCGUCAGGGCCGAGCACUCGGUUCUCAAGCGUCACUGCCAUGAGCGGCGCCGGUGCGCCUGGUGGCGGCGGUGUUGCAGAAGAGGCUGACGUGGACGAUCCCAUGAUUGCGGCGGCUGCGGCGGCCUACUGGGGCUCGGCAGCCGCUCCUGAGUCGGCAAAGGAGGUGGCUGCUGGUGUUGCGGGCGCUUGGGUUAUGCGGGGCGGCGCAGCCCACGGCCUCACCGCCUCCAGCCCAGGAGCAGGCGACGGCGGUAUGCAACAGCAGCUGCAGCCACACUACCAGUACCAGCCGCCUCACACGAGCAGUCCGCAGCGCUACGUCACGGCAGCGGCUGCGGAGCCUACCGGUGCCGCCGCAGCGUCCGGCUCCCACAACGGCGGCGGCAGCACCUCAGGAUCCAUGCGCUUCUGUCGCUUCGCAGCCGCGCCGCCUGCGCUUGGCGUGCCGGGCACGGGGGUCGCGUCCGCUCGGCCGAACAGCACGCGCCCCGGCAAUCCUCCUCGGCGGCUGUCCUCUUAGGCUGACGCAAGGCCAGCAUCUCCAAUCGGCCUUGUAACGGGACCGUAUGAAGGCUCGGCAGGGGUCGCUGGAGUCAGGGUCAAGUCUGGGUCAAGUCCGGCGGGUGGUGCCAAACCGUACUCUACGGGUUGUAGACUGAUGGGCUGGAGUGCACGCAUAUGGCAUACCGUUUUGGGAAUUUUAUAUGAUUUAACUAAACGCGCGCUGCCGUUAUUGCAGCGUGCUCCGCAUCAUACUAUCUCGAUUUUCACAUUUUAAUAAAGGAACGUCCAUUUCGUUGGGCCUGAGUGUCUGGAUGUUGUACCGGUUGAGCUGUCUCUAUCUCCGUGAGGUUGCAAAGGGGAGAACCACACCGGCGGGUGGGGGGACCACACCAGGCGAGGUCCCUGCACCGCAAGAUGGCCAGGAUGUGCUGACAGGGAACGUUGCUACUGUAGCUAGUCCCACGACGCCAAGUCGCGGGAGGGCUAUCGGAGUAGGGCUGAGGAUGGCGCGUGUCAGAUGGCGACCAUACCCGGCACCGGCAUGUUGUACUGUGACACGCCACACAUGGGGCUGGUGCGGACGGCUUGACAAGCUUACAUACAUCACAAGCUGCGGGGGGCACGCCGAUUGCGUUGCCUAGACCUGACAUUGAAUCCGCGAGCGUGUGACUGGAGGUCACCAGCAAAAGUUUGACGGGUCUAAUGAAUAACAGCUCACACGGGGGAUACGGUACGCGUGGAUGGGCUAGUCGAAAAGUGCUUCGGAGGAUCUGGCAGCACUUUCGGCCACUAGUGCAAUCUCAACACGGGCGGGCUUGGGGGGGCACGGCGGACUUGGUGGGGUUGUCGGGAACUGCGAGGCCUGAGCUAGGAGGCCGUAUUUAGGAGGCCGCUGCGGGCCACGAGUGAGUUGCAAGGCUGCUUCAGGCAUGAGUGGAGGCUAUCGUCGCACCGAGAGAUUGGGUUGUCGUUUGGGCCGUGGCGGUUUGCAGCGCUACACGGCAGUAAGGUGUCAAUAAGUGCUUCGGAGGAGGCUGCCAUGGGGAGGUCGCUCCUGUCAGGGUCAGAUCAGAUUUGCGGAUCGCGGGUGCGGGCUGUCACGCAGCCAGGUGAAGGCUGUCACACGCAGCCACAUAAUGGCUGACAUAGUACUUGGACUGAAUGCCAAUAAUGGCGCAAUGUCAGUAACCCCUGUGAACAAGAAGUGGCUGAGCCCACGCCUGUGUGACAAAAGCAGUCUACCGGCAAUUCUUGACCCUGACGCUUCGAGCAUUUCAUUCAUCUGGGGUUUUGACAUGUCUCUAUGUAUUUUAAACGACCGUCAUGAACACCAUCAGUGGCUGACUCGGCUCGGCGUGCUGCACUCCUGCCGUACACAACAUCGCGCACGUGGCGUGCUGGUGUGCGCUGUGCGCCUGCACGGAUGCAGCGCCCGGUACAUGAUGAGGACAUAUGCGGGCAGUAGCUGGGUAUACAGGACUGCGGACGGGGGCGGGGCGCACCGGCAACACAAGGCGGAGUAUGAGUGUUAGUGUUUGGUUUGGGGCGUUGGUUGAUGCGCCGCCCGGAUCAACCGCCACCCGGAUCGGCAAGGUAUGGCGACAUGCACCUGAGUGAUGAUGAAUUAUGUAUCGACUCAGCAGGAUGCGACUAAGCGUAGAAGUUACACGGGGAGUGACCUACAAAGUGACGACGUUAAGGCUGUGGAAUGUGGCACGUGCAGCAGGGUGUGUGUGUUUAGGAAAUAAAGGGCCAGACCCCAUGCCCAGAAAUCCCCCGGGACCCCCCUUGAGGGGACGACCGACCCCCCCCCGGACACAAUCUUGUUGUUUCAGGUUGUUUAGGGGUUGAACCCCCUCCAUUUAAUACCA